Molecule: messenger RNA, 5546 nt
Organism: Argiope bruennichi
Lineage: Eukaryota; Metazoa; Arthropoda; Arachnida; Araneae; Araneidae
Gene: Cdk12
Product: cyclin-dependent kinase 13-like
Exons: 14
Coding region: 554-4399 (1281 amino acids)
Biological process (GO): positive regulation of transcription elongation by RNA polymerase II; protein phosphorylation; transcription elongation by RNA polymerase II
Cellular component (GO): nucleus; cyclin/CDK positive transcription elongation factor complex
Molecular function (GO): cyclin binding; cyclin-dependent protein serine/threonine kinase activity; RNA polymerase II CTD heptapeptide repeat kinase activity
Source: RefSeq, a predicted model, not a curated record
AACGCGAAAAUGCGAUAUGAUAUUAUGAUCUUGAAACUCGAAAUGGCCGAAAUCGGUAGAUGACGCGGCUGAAAGUCAUCUUUAAACAUCCACUUAUAUUUUGCAUCAUUGCAUAUAAAAAAUACAUGAAAAAUAAAUAGAAUUUCUAAAUAUUAAAAUCUCACGAUAAUUAUUCUAAAAUAACUAGAGAUAAUAAAGCAGUCGAAUAUACAAUUAUAAGCCUAAGCACAUCACUAACAUCUGUGCUGUAAAGCAUUGCACUCUUAAAUUGUGUAUGAAAACGAACUUUUGUUUGUUGAAAUAUACACCAGAACAUUUUAUUUGUUUUCACUUAUUAUAGAGAUCACCCUGUCAUUACAAUAACAUUGAAAAAAGCCUUGUGCAACUACAGUCGAAUAAAACCAAUAUGGCGUUAGGCCUAUUUCGAUAAGAACCGAGAACUGCGAUGCAAGAUGGCCGCUUCACGGUAAGUUGCGAUGUGACGCAUAUUGCUAUAUCUUCAUAGUGUUCUUUAAGAAUUGUGUGAUAUGUAGAUUAUUACAAUUGCUUAUUAAUGUGGAAGUGGACUGAUAUGCCGGGCCCAGAUGAACUGAGAUCUCGGCCCUCUACUAACCGGGAGUCACCCGGUGCAAGUGUAAAUAGAAUUGGAAGCAAUAGAAAAUCCAGACAUGGUGCUCAAGCAGGAUUUCGGAAACAUAGAAGAUCUGUUCAUAAAGGUCACAAGAAGAAAUACCCGAAACCUGAAAAAGAAAUUGCUGUGCCUGUUAAACCUCUUGUUGAGUAUGAUGAUGUAAGUUCGGAUUCUUCAUUUUUUGCCGAUCCUCCACGAGAUAGUUCUCUUGAAAGACGUUCUUCUCCUGAUCUUAAAGAUAUUAGACAAGAAAGAAGGCGUAGCGCUAAUAGACAAGAUAUCCAUGUUCCAAUGAAACCCCGUAAGCGACGAUCAAAAGAUCCGCAAUUAAAUGAAAGAAGAGAUCGCAUCAAAGAUCGCUGUGAAAAAAUACCAUCGAGACCAGGAAGCCAGGCUUAUCCAAAUAGACGAGAAAAACCCGAAAGAGACAUUUUCGGAAAAGAUCAUGCUUCCACAAGUAGAGACAUCAAUUACAUGACCCAUGGACGACCAGACUAUAUGUUUGAAUAUGAAAGACUCAAAGAAAAAAACAGGAUAAGAAAAAGAGUUCGAACUCCAGAAACUCCUCGUGCCUACAGAACUCGAACACCUUCUCCUGUUAGAAGCACUCAGAUGUGGGUGAAUAAGUCCAGGAGACGUUCACCUGAUAGCAGAAUUAGACAAAAAUAUAUUUCCAAGAGUCCAAGUCCUUAUCCUAGGAACUACAGUGCCUGGUCCAAGAGUAGAAGUCGCAGUAAAACUCCUCUCAGCCGAAGUAAAAGGCUUCAUUCUCCUAGCCGUAGUUACAGUCGCAGUCCUUUGCGGUAUAGAAAUCGUAGUCAACGCUCAAUAUCUAGGACUAGUACAAAAUCUAGGUCUCGAUCAAGUUCUCCUCACAGAAAACAUAUCAAAAGGAGGAAACGAAGUCCUAGCUUGUCAAAAUUUGCAACUAGUUUGGCUUCGGAACUUUGUAAACAUCGGAAAGCUAAAAGGCAUCGUGAAGCUUUAAUUAUUAGAAAAGAUACUGUUUUAAAAGAACCUGAGGCAAUUCCCGAAAAUGGCAAUAUGUGUCCUCCAGUUACUGCUGGAGAAUUGUCUGAUAAUUCAAUGUCAUCUUCUGCAUUUAAUUCUCAAGACACACUUCCACCUUCUGAAUCAGACAUGAUUCGGGAAGAAUGUGAUCAGUUACUUGAAGAAACAAGUGUCUUAUCUAAUAGUCAAACUGACUCUGUAGAACCUAAUCGAGAUGCUAGCAUAGAAGAUGCAUCACAAGAGCCACCCAUUCCUAAAACACCAGAACUGUCACCUAAUAUAGAAAAUCUGCCUUCUAAUGCAAAAACUUACCAUCCUCCAUUACCUACACUUCCACCUUUGCCGCUUCCACCUGUUGGACCAGAUGACGAAAAUUUAAUUGAGGAAGGUGCAGAUCUUUCUCUUCAACUAUCUCCUGAAGUUGAAAAGAAACCAAGUACUCCUCCAAAAAAAGGGAUCAAAGAUCUUCCACUGCCACCAGGCAUUAAAGAAGAGGAUAUCUUAUCCCCUGAAGCUGAACCGGAAAAGUCACCUCCAGAAAUGGAAAAUCCAGAACCUUCUCAAACAUUUCAGACUUCAAAUAAACAAUUAUUGUUUAAGCGAUCUGUCAGACAUCCUGAAUCCAUCCCAAAAUACAGACGUCACAUUAAGAUUUUGAACAAAGAGAAUGACAAUAUAGAUAGGUCACCCAGCUGGGGUGAAAGAUGUGUGGAUGUUUUUGAUAUUAUAUGUCAGAUUGGAGAAGGCACUUAUGGUCAGGUAUACAAGGCUAGAGAUCGAGAUACAGGACAACUUGUUGCAUUGAAGAAAGUGAGACUUGAAAAUGAAAAAGAAGGAUUUCCUAUUACUGCUGUUCGAGAAAUAAAAAUUUUGAGACAGUUAAAUCAUAAAAGUAUAGUUAACUUAAUGGAGAUCGUGACAGAUAAGCAAGAUGCAUUGGACUUCUGUAAAGACAAAGGAGCUUUUUAUUUGGUUUUUGAAUAUAUGGACCAUGAUCUGAUGGGAUUAUUAGAAUCUGGUUUGGUUGAGUUUUCUGAAGUGCACAUUGCAUCUUUUAUGAAGCAAUUACUUGAUGGUCUUCGAUACUGUCAUCUUAAAAAUUUCUUGCAUCGUGAUAUUAAAUGUUCCAAUAUUUUGAUGAAUAAUAAGGGGGAAAUAAAAUUGGCUGAUUUUGGUCUAGCGAGGUUGUAUAAUGCAGAUGACAAAACUAGACCUUAUACAAAUAAAGUUAUUACUCUUUGGUAUAGACCUCCUGAAUUACUUCUGGGUGAAGAGAGAUAUGGUCCACCAAUUGAUGUUUGGAGCUGUGGCUGUAUUCUAGGUGAACUGUUUACCAAAAAGCCAAUUUUUCAAGCAAACCAAGAAAUGGCACAACUUGAUUCUAUAAGUCGCAUUUGUGGUACUCCUUGUCCAGCAGUUUGGCCUAAAGUGAUUCACUUGCCUCACUGGCAUACAUUUAAGCCUAAAAAGCAAUAUCGUCGGAGGCUGAGGGAAGAAUUUGCCUUUAUGCCUGGGUCGGCAUUGGAUCUUUUAGAUCAAAUGCUUGAACUUGAUCCUGAAAGAAGAAUUACUGCAGAAAAUUCCUUAAAGUGUCAAUGGCUAAAAGACAUCCACCCUGAAAGAAUGGAACCACCAAACUUGCCGUUGAACCAAGAUUGUCACGAGAUGUGGUCAAAAAGGCGGCGACGGCAAAUACGGGAGCAAGAAGCCUUGGGUAAUCCAGCUGCAAUAAAUCAAUCCAUGGAAGGUGUUUCUGUUAUGAACUCUUCUACAGUUUCUAGUUCAAAACAUCCCAGUUAUCCAGAUACUGCCAUGCAACUUAAUGUUUGGCCAUCUGAUAAUCAGGGUUCUUGGACCAAGAAAGAAAAAAGUGAUGAAAAGUUUGAUGUUGAACGAAAAGCCCAUGAAGUAUCAAAUGCAGAAUCAACAGCGGGUAAAACUGCUCGGAGAUUGUUUACUGAUGAUAAAAAAAGUGGAAACCCUGAGAAUACAAGUCCAAAUUUGUAUAUACAAAAUGCCUUAAAUGUGAUUUUGGAAGCAUCUCAGAAGAAUCAAAAUGUUUCACUUUCUCAGUUGGCUUCUCUACUAAAUUUGAAGAUUGAUCUAAACAAUAAAGCUCUUCUAGAAGGUUUGAGCACUCAAUUGUCUUCAACACUUCCACAUAAGCCUUUAGACACUAGUAGAGAUUCAUCUUCAGAGAUAGGUUCAAUAAAUGAGAAAUUAUCCUCAAAACCUCCUGGUGUAGGAUCUGAAAAUUUUCAGGUGGAAAUUGGGAAGCACUCUCUCCAAAGUCAUACAUAUGCGAGAAACUAUGAUACCUCUGUUUACUCUGGAAAGCCGGCUUCAGUGUCUGCUGUCAGAGACACUUUAGCUAAGAUAUUCGCAACUCAAGGCAGCUCUGCAUCAUCAGGUAUUAAUUUUCAGGGUAAAAAUGUUAUUAGCCCCAAUCCCAAAGUUCCAUUUCAGUCAAAAUAUGGAGCUUUAAAAACAGAUUUUUAUAAAAAUCAAAAUGAAAGGUCCAGUUAUAUGAAAAAAUCGGCAUCUGUGCCUGAAUAUUCGACAUCUCUAUCUGACAAUGCAAUUUCUGCAAAGAUAUUGCCGACUGUGUCGAAUUAUUCUUCUAAGUCCACCUUAAUGUCGAAUGUGGCAAUUAAUGCCCCACGGAGUCUUUCAAAUUUGCCUACACAUUCAGUAAAUUCUCAUUUUUCUGCCCAGCAUGCACCUAAGAUGCCUGGCCCUUCUCAUCGCGAUAUGUAAAUCUAGCGCAAUUGAUAUCUUCUUUCAUCCAAAUAUUCUGAUUUCCUAUUUUUCAUAAGACUGUUGGCUGUGGAUUGGUGUAUCUGCCCAGGUACUAGGUGUUUAGAGAAAGAACAAAAAGUAAUGCAAGAUUUCGUUCUUCCCUAUUUGAAUUUAACUGAAUGCAUAGUAAUGAUUAUUUAUAAAAAUAUAUUUAAAAAAAAUGCUUUUCAUUUUAUAUAAGGAUUUUCACUUAAUGCCUGGGCUUAGGUUGUACCAAAUGAGAAUAUUGUUUGACCAUUUUUUAUUGUGUGUUCUAUUUAUAAUACUUCCAUGUUUCAGUUUACAUGCCUUGAAUAUACUUUGUCUGAAUUAUAUAACGUCAUUUCUCAAUUUCUUUUAAUGUUAUAAAAAAAGUAAAGUUUGUAUUACUUCUGUCUUGUGUUUUUAUUGGUCACAUCACAACAUUCCAAAUCAUAUGUCCAAAUCUUUUUAUAUAAAGAUAAUAGGAUAUAUUUUUGGCUUGUUUCAGAAUGAUUUUCCUGAAUAUCAGAUGUAUGUUCAUUGUACAGAUACAACGAAGUGCAGUUUAAUAAUAACUCUUCAUAAUUCUAAUUAUUUUUUACUUUGUGCACAUGUAGUUCAUUAUUUUAAAGUACUAGAAUUAAGUUUUAUUCAUGUGCUAAUGAAAUUUACAGAAUUGAUACUGUUAUUGUUCAUUGAAUCUUUUUAUGAUUAUGCAAAAACUGCUUUUUUCUCUAAAAUGAUUUAAUGUUUGCAAUUAAUGCUAUUCAAUGCAAAUAAUUUAUUCCAUAAUAUAACCAUACUUAAUAGUUAAUAAUAACACUGCAUCCAAAAAGAAGUGUUCCAAUAAUUUACUUAACCAGCAUAAAAAAAUUUACAGAAUGGGAUUUCUUCCUUUUUUUUAGUUGACUUAUUAGUAUUGUUUUUGUGUGCAUUCCUGUAUAUGUGAUCAUUUGUGAUAAUGAAUAAAAAUUAAAACUAUUCCUUGUUAUUGUGUAGUAUUUUUAGUUGAUCAAUGUUUGGAAUUGAACUGCUACUUAUUUUAUACUGGGAUUGUAGAUAACAAAUGAAACAGUUUGUGUUUUGUGACAUAAUGAAUGAUUAUACUUAUAGUUCAGUUUUGUUUUGCUCAAGACAAUUGUUU